Molecule: messenger RNA, 1906 nt
Organism: Cynara cardunculus var. scolymus (artichoke)
Lineage: Eukaryota; Viridiplantae; Streptophyta; Magnoliopsida; Asterales; Asteraceae
Exons: 2
Coding region: 220-1902 (560 amino acids)
Cellular component (GO): Golgi apparatus
Source: RefSeq, a predicted model, not a curated record
CGCUUCUUCAGUGUUCAUCCAUCCUUCUAUCUCCCGUUUGCAAGCACCAAAUCUUCUCUUCCCUUCCAUUAGAUCUGGUAGUGCAUCGGGCCUCCAUUUCAGAUCUGAGGUCAUUCUAUUCUUCAUCGUACAUCAAUCUCAUCACUGGAGUCUUUACAGAUCCAUUUCAAGACCAGAGCUGGGAGUAGGGAUUUGGGGUUUUUUGUACGAUAGAGGGAAAUGAAAGAACCCGAUUCUACUACAGAUCCGAUCGGGCAGAACUUGAUAAAGCUUAUAAGCAAUGUCUGUUUCUCAGUAUUUGUUUUUACUGUACUUGUAAUUACUGUAAUCGCCAUCACAUACCAACCGCCUGAUCCAUGGGAAUCUUCGAGAGCCCUAACUAGGGCUUUUACGAAGGUGGAGAAUGCCACCUUCCAGACGGAUACCUCAGUUCUCAAAACCGGGGAAGACAUUGGGAUGGUUGUCGUCCCAGCUGCAGCACCUACUGAGGCUGAUCUCGAGGCAAGUGACUCGCAAAACGACCCAGUGAUUGAUAAAUCAGAAGAGAAAAGUACGAAUAUGAGCUUGAGCUCUGGCACUUGUGAUGAUUCGAAAUUGGUGAAUUGUUCUGAUCGGGGGGUUUUGAUGACCAUCAAGAAGUUCAAUUUAAAGCGUUUUAAGUCUAUAGUGUUUCUAGAAUAUCAACCACCAGUGAAUGGGUCGAAUCCGAAUGAAUGUGAUGUGUCAUGGAGAUUCCGGAAUAGGAAAGAGAAGUCUUGGAGGAGGUAUAGAGAUUUUCGGAGGUUUAAGAUUGGAUACACUGAUAGUUGUACUUACAAAGUGGUAUGGGCAAGGGGUUGGCAUUCGGGUGUCAAUGCCCGCCGUCCUAGGAGUAGAUUUAAUGGCACUAGAAGCGGUGAGAGACCUAAGAUUUCACCAUCUUUCCAUGAUGAUGAGAUCAACGAUACGAUCCCAGUGAUGGAUUCAGAUCCAGCUUUUAGGAACGGAAAAUAUUUGUAUUAUUCACGAGGAGGGGAUUACUGCAAGAAUAUGAAUCAUUACAUUUGGAGCUUCUUGUGUGCUCUUGGGGAGGCACAGUAUUUGAAUCGUACAUUCGUAAUGGAUUUGAGUAUUUGCUUGGCUGGAGCAUAUACCUCAAGUAAAAAAGACGAAGAAGGAAAGGAUUUUAGGUUCUAUUUUGAUUUUGAGCAUUUGAAAGAGACAGCUCCAAUAGUGGAGGAGGAAGAGUUCCUUAAAGAUUGGAGAAGAUGGGAGAAGAACCACAAAAGGAAAAUCCCAGUGAGAAAGGUUCCAACUUAUAAAGUCACACCGAUGCAAUUAAAGAAAGAUAAGAGUACAGUCAUCUGGCGGCAGUUUGAUACCCCCGAGCCAGAGAAUUAUUGGUACAGGGUUUGCGAAAGUCGGGCGGCAAACUAUGUUCAGAGGCCAUGGCAUGCGCUGUGGAAGUCCAAGAGACUCAUGAACAUAGUUUCUGAGAUCAGUGGGCAAAUGGACUGGGAUUUUGAUGCUGUACAUGUGGUUCGAGGAGAAAAGGCGCAAAACAAAGAGAUGUGGCCUCAUCUUGACGAUGAUACAUCUCCCGAUGCCUUGCUUGCAAAGCUUCAGGGUAUUAUUCAGCCAUGGAGGAAUCUUUAUAUUGCCACUAACGAACUGUUCUAUAAUUACUUUGACAGAUUAAGAUCUCAUUAUAAGGUUCAUUUGCUCGAUGAUUAUAAGGAAUUAUGGGGAAAUACAAGUGAAUGGUACAAUGAGACAACCCUUUUAAAUGGUGGGCAUCCUGUUGAGUUUGAUGGAUAUAUGCGGGUUGCGGUAGACACUGAGGUACUUUACAGGGCAAAGACACAAGUCGAGACGUUCUACAAUUUGACCAGCGACUGCAAGGAUGGUAUAAACACAUGCUGAUCAG